UCCUAAGAGUAGGCUAGGGAAGUUUCUCCGCAAAAGAUCUGGAUACAUUUUCAUGUUUGCUGGAGUUCAUACCCAGAAUUCGACAUGAGUAAUAUUUACGAGUCCGCGGCCACCACCUUGGACCUGUUCAACACGCCAUGCCUCACCAAGGUGGAGCUGCGUGUGGCCUGUCGAAGCCUCUCCGACCGGGAUGCUCUGUCCAAGCCAGACCCCUGCGUAGUGCUCAAGAUGCAGUCCCACGGCCAGUGGUUCGAGGUGGACCGUACGGAGAUCAUCCGCAGCAGCAGCAGCCCGGUCUUCUCCAAGGUGUUCACGGUGGACUUCUACUUCGAGGAGGUGCAGAGGCUUCGCUUCGAGCUGCACGACAUCAGCAGCCACAACGGCCUGAAGGACGCAGACUUCCUGGGCGCCAUGGAGUGCACUCUGGGACAGAUUGUGUCCCAGAGAAAACUGUCCAAAGCGCUACUGAAGCAGGGAAACACAGCAGGCAAAUCCUCCAUCACGGUUACAGCGGAAGAGCUCUCUGGGAACAAUGAUUAUGUGGAGUUGGCUUUUAGUGCCCGCAAACUAGACGACAAGGAUUUCUUCAGUAAAUCAGACCCAUUCUUGGAAAUCUUCAGAAUAAACGAUGAUGGCUCUGGAUCGCUCGUACACAGAACUGAGACCAUCAUGAAUAACUUAAGUCCCGUCUGGAAAUCUUUUAAAGUCUCUCUCAACACACUCUGCAGUGGAGAUGAAGACCGCCAGCUCAAGUGCACUGUUUAUGACUGGGACUCUAAUGGGAAACAUGACUUCAUUGGAGAGUUCCAGACCACUUUCAGAGAGAUGAAAAGCGAUAUGGAUGGAAGACCGCUGACGUGGGAUUGUAUCAACCCUAAGUACCAGACGAAGAAGAAGAACUACAGGAACUCUGGCACAGUCACCCUCUACCUGUGCAAGAUCAUAAAGAUGCACUCGUUUCUGGACUACAUCAUGGGAGGCUGUCAGAUCCAGUUCACGGUGGCGAUUGAUUUCACGGCAUCUAAUGGAGACCCACGGAACAGCUGUUCCCUCCACUACAUCCACCCGUACCAGCCCAACGAGUACCUCAAGGCCCUGGUGGCCGUCGGGGAGAUCUGCCAGGACUAUGACAGUGAUAAGAUGUUUCCAGCAUUUGGGUUUGGAGCACAGAUACCUCCUGACUUCAAGGUGUCACAUGACUUUGCUGUGAACUUUGAUGAAGAUAACCCAGAAUGUGCAGGUAUUCAGGGUGUGUUAGAGGCCUAUCAGAACUGCCUUCCCAAGAUCCAGCUCUACGGCCCCACUAACAUCGCCCCCAUCAUCAUGAAAGUGGCCAACGCCGCCUCCGAGGAGAUGCACACCAAAGAGGCCAUGGAGUACUUCAUCCUGCUGAUCCUGACGGACGGCGUGAUCACAGACAUGGCCGACACGCGGGAGGCCAUCGUCCACGCGUCCCACCUGCCCAUGUCCGUCAUCAUCGUCGGCAUCGGCAACGCCGACUUCAGCGACAUGCAGAUGCUGGACGGCGACGACGGAAUCCUGCGCUCGCCCAAAGGGGAGCCUGUCCUUAGGGACAUCGUCCAGUUUGUCCCCUUCCACAACUUCAAACAUGCCUCCCCUGCUGCCCUUGCCAAGAGUGUCCUGGCAGAGGUUCCCAACCAGGUGGUGGACUACUACAACGGCAAGGGCAUCAAGCCCAAAUGCAUGUCCGACUAUGAGUCUUCCAGGGCAUUCAGCCCUUGAAUGCAGUGGCUGGCUCUUCAAAUGACAGGAGGCCAGCGUGGCUGAAAGCACGGUGUUUCACACACACAAAACAGCAGGAGAUGCUCUUUCCACCACAUCCACCACACAGUCUUCUACUAACAUCCAGUGCCAUGUUAAAAUAACAGGAACCUUCAGUUUCCAGCUCUGCUUUUCCAAGAUGUAUUGUCAACAAAACUCUAAAAAAAACAACGGGCCCUAAUUUAAAUGACAGGCAAAGUCAUGCAAGGAACAAAGUGUCUUGUGCACAAAGCUGUAGUGUAGCAUGAAGGAGACUAAAACGGACUUGAUGAACAAUGUUUGACCCACCGAUCUUGUUCAUGCCAUUUAAGGUGCUCUAAGCAGUGUUGGGUAAUGUCACUUCUGUUGAUGUUCAAGCUAAACAGAGAGCUAGCUCGCCCCUCCCACCUUGAAACUCUCCUAAAAGCACAUCUCAUCGGUAAUUGGCUGGAAUAGUUUGUUAUGUUUUUAUGGUCCAGGCUGGACCAGGUUGUUUUGUGGGCUGUCCACAGAGUUUACAGUGUAUUCAGGGCACAGGCAGCUAUCUAUGGUAAGUGAUAUUUGCUGUAUGUGGCAAGAAAAAUGUUUUAGCUCAGAAACCAUAACAUACAUGCUUAGAGCAUCUUUAAGUUAGGAGAUGGAUUUUGCCAAGUUACUAAAUUUAGCAUUACAUAGACUCAAACUUUGCCCUUUGUCCAUCAUUUAAACUAUGGCCCUGAGUGUAUUUGUAUGAAAUUGUAGCCCAUGGCUUUUCCGAGCCACUGAAUAUUAAUCAGUAGUCCCAUAGUUGCCACUUAAGAACUAUUUAUGUGUUUUCUUAUAUUUGUUUUGCAUGUGUAGCAGUCGGAUAGGCAGCAGUUAUAAAGCUAUAUCCUUUUGUACAUAGAACUGAUCAAAUGACCAAACAGUAAUUUGCAUGCCAAGCACAUGAGGGAGAGGUUCUAAAACUCCAAAUAUGUCUGACUCGUAGGAGUGUAACAUUAUAAAUAUGUAGAGAGAUACUGUUUGUGUUUCUUUUCUAUAACUUUAACUUUGUCCAAAACCUUUUGCUAUAUUUCUUACAUAUUCUUACAAUGUAAAGGGACAAGGAUACUGUAUGCAGGAAUGUAGCAUUGUGUUAUCAGUUUGUAGAAGCUUAAGGCUCUCUUUCUGUG
Messenger RNA from Sardina pilchardus (European sardine), 2915 nucleotides. It is a transcript of the gene cpne4b, whose product is annotated as copine IVb. NCBI's taxonomy places the organism in Eukaryota, Metazoa, Chordata, Actinopteri, Clupeiformes, Clupeidae. Gene Ontology annotation, cellular component: plasma membrane. Gene Ontology annotation, molecular function: calcium-dependent phospholipid binding. The transcript has 16 exons. The record is from RefSeq and is a predicted model, not a curated record. Gene Ontology annotation, biological process: cellular response to calcium ion. The coding region runs from base 85 to 1743 and encodes 552 amino acids.